AUGCAGCUAAUUAAAGUUUUUUUGUGCUGCUGUUGCGUAUUUAGUGGUCACUUUUCAAAUGGAAGCAGCAUUCACAGUUCAGAAAUCAAAUCACACCUCAUCAAUCAUACGAUGGAAUUGAUUGAUAAAGGAUUUGCAAAUAAUUCGAAUCCACUGAUCAUAUCUUCUGAUUUAGUUGAUGACCAAAUGGCAAGUGGGAAUGUCGAUUCUGGAAAACCGCUAAUCGUUAUAAAUAGUGAUCAGAAACGGAAGCAAAUCGAAGGAUAUCUUCCCAGCCAUCCUACGUACAUCCUCAGAUACGAAUCUCUGCCGAAACUGACAUCACUCAUCUUUGGGUUCAUGCGCUCAUCAACCUGCAACAUAAAGUCGCCAAUUUUCCUUCUCGACGUUUCUGAAGGGACGCAUGAUACAAACGCUAGUAUAGCUCUUGGAUUCCUUGCAAGCCUCGAUAUUUUAAUAUCCUACUAUGUAUCUUAUGAUGACAAAAAAGAUUCAACAAUGGUCUACACUCUGAACCCUUACACACAAUACGCUCCGUCACCUUGGAAUCAAGAAAUCACGUUUAAGAAAUAUUUCGUGUAUUGGACAAAGAAAAACUGGGCGCUGAAGGACAAAAUUGAUAAGGUUCGUUCAAUACCGGUGGAAACAGGAUUAUUUUACCAUUACAAUGAAGAGAUAAUAAAAAACUUAUGGAAAAGAAAAGAGAAGAUGGAGAAAAUUAAAGAAAAUGAAAACUAUGAACGGGUCGACUUUGAUAACUUGGUGUUUUAUUUCAUUAUGUUUGCGGCUACUUUGCUGUGGAGUUUGGUCAUUUUUGGAAUUGAAUUUAUGGUUUACCACAUUCAUUCUAAAUAUCUAAGACGAGAAAAGGAGCGACGACAGUUCAUUGAGAGAUUGAGAACACAACCACGGAUUAUUCUACCCCAGGUCGAAUAG
Cotesia congregata is the source of this 936-nucleotide messenger RNA. Lineage: Eukaryota; Metazoa; Arthropoda; Insecta; Hymenoptera; Braconidae. The record is from the annotation of a GenBank genome assembly.